This is a messenger RNA of Durio zibethinus, 1440 nucleotides long. RefSeq lists its product as uncharacterized. The record is from RefSeq and is a predicted model, not a curated record. Lineage: Eukaryota; Viridiplantae; Streptophyta; Magnoliopsida; Malvales; Malvaceae.
AUAAUAAUAAAACAGAACCUAAACCAAACAAAACCCUACAAACAAGGAAAUUAGAAAAAGAAAAAACUUUUCUCGCUCUCUCUCUUACAGAAAUCAAAUCGUGUCCGGUGUCUUCUAAGCUCACCAUUAUUAUUACCUUUAUUUAUUUUUGAAUCAAAAAGUUAAAAACCCCUCAAAGCCUUUAACUUUCCCAGAGAAACCCAAAAGGUAGAAAACAGCUUGAGCUGAUCAUUGUUAUGGUAGUGAUAUAAGCCGAAGUGGGUUUCUUUUAUUUGUUGUUUUUAGCUGCGUAUUGAGGAAUAACAAUGGCGGGAAUAGCAAUAUUGCUAGAUCUAUGCAAGAAAAACCCAAGCUUUUGCUCCCCACAAAGCUUCCACUCUUCUGGGUUCUUUUCUGCCUCCGCUGCCGCCGCAUCAGCCGCCGCUACCUUUGCUGCUGGAACCCCUUUUGCCUCUAGGUUCCUUUUUGGUUAUCCCAAGGUCUCUCAUUGUGAUGCUGCUGCAGAAUUGCCUGAAGAUUACAUUUCAAAGAUACAAAGAGUAUCUGAAGAUAUCUUUAAGAAUGAUGCUCUUAAAUACACUGUCAAGGAGUAUAAAAUUGAGUUAAAGCCUCUUUUUUCAGCUUUUGAGUUGAGGCCAUUUGCUAUGACAACUUUGAGGUCAUUUCUGAUGUUCUAUUUGCCUCUAUUGGAGCCUUCUAUGAACACAGAAGAGGAUGAUGAUGACUUCCUACAGGACACUCCGGAAGAGCGCCACGUGGAUUUAGUUGUUCCCUUCAAAAAAUCAGUGAAGCAAAUAAUUCGUGAGACUACUGUUGUAACAACAAGACGGGUUCUUGAAAGACUUGCUGUUAUUUAUGUUUCGCAACGCAUGGCAUGGAAACUCCUUAAAGACGUUCCAAAAUCAGCUGUCCGGAAGUCCCAAAGGGGAAUGCCUGCCACAGUGUACUUCUUCAGAGUUAGCAGAACAACUUUCAGAGGUCAUCUUCUUGGAGUUGCAGCAGCAUGGCUUGUCCAAACUGGUAUUGAAAUCUACCGAUGCUUUUCUCGCAUAACGAACUCUGAAGAGAGUGACGGGGUCAACAUAACAGAACAAACUAAACUUCUUGGAAAGAAGAUUACCGGUGUUACCAUCAGGUGUGGAGCAUCAUUGAUUUUUGCUUCCAUUGGAGCAGGGAUUGGUGCUACUCUUUUUCGUCCUUCAAUUGGUCAGUGGAUUGGCUGUGCUGCUGGAGACUUGGCCGGUCCCAUUAUCGUAUCAGUUUGCCUCGAGAAAGCUCUUCAUGUGGACCUCUAGAGCACUGGAUAUUACUCAUUCAACUACUUCAAAUUUCAAAUUUGUUUUGCUGAAGCAGAAACUGCUUCUCAAGCUGCUGAUCCGAAAAUAUCCCUUUUGGGGCAAUACUUUUUCUCGGUUUAUACCAAUGAAUUUUUCCUACCCU